Abrus precatorius (Indian licorice) is the source of this 1447-nucleotide messenger RNA. RefSeq names its product bifunctional protein FolD 2. NCBI's taxonomy places the organism in Eukaryota, Viridiplantae, Streptophyta, Magnoliopsida, Fabales, Fabaceae. The record is from RefSeq and is a predicted model, not a curated record. The transcript is spliced from 5 exons. The coding region runs from base 245 to 1129 and encodes 294 amino acids. Gene Ontology annotation, cellular component: cytosol. Gene Ontology annotation, molecular function: methenyltetrahydrofolate cyclohydrolase activity; methylenetetrahydrofolate dehydrogenase (NADP+) activity. Gene Ontology annotation, biological process: tetrahydrofolate interconversion.
GUCAUAAAAAUUAUGUUAUAAGUGAGUGAUUAAGAAAAAAAAAAUUACAAUAAUAAUAUUUUAAAAAUUAUUAUAAAUAUAUAAAAUAAUAUAUUUUAUAAUAAAAAAUAUAAAACGUGAUGUGAUUAAGCGAGUGAAAUUGUAAUUUGCAAGUCGUUCGGUACGUCACACUGAGAUAAUUCUAUAAGGGAUAAAGUAGAAGACACUCUCACCGUCACCGCCUCACAAAUCACUCUCCGAUCAAAUGGCCACUGUAAUCGAUGGCAAAGCCGUUGCACAAACCAUCCGAUCUGAAAUCGCAGAGGAGGUGAUGCUGCUAUCUCAAAAAUACGGCAAGGUUCCAGGACUGGCAGUGGUGAUAGUAGGGAACAGAAAGGACUCUCAAAGCUAUGUUGGAAUGAAGAGAAAAGCGUGCGCUGAAUUAGGAAUCAAAUCCUUCGACGUUGACCUUCCUGAGCAAGUAUCCGAAGCUGAAGUUAUAAAGCAGGUUCACGAGUUGAAUGCUAACCCUGAUGUGCACGGUAUCUUGGUUCAACUUCCGUUGCCUAAGCACAUAAAUGAAGAGAAAGUUUUGACUGAAAUCAGCCUUGAGAAGGAUGUAGAUGGUUUUCAUCCUUUGAACAUAGGCAAACUUGCAAUGAAAGGCAGAGAUCCACUAUUCCUUCCCUGCACUCCGAAGGCAUGUCUUGAACUAUUACAACGAAGUGGUGUGAGUAUAAAGGGAAAGAAGGCAGUUGUAGUUGGUAGAAGCAACAUAGUUGGAUUACCAGCUUCAUUGCUGCUUUUGAAAGCAGAUGCUACAGUUACUAUUGUCCAUUCACACACAAACCAACCAGAAAAUAUCAUACGUGAAGCAGAUAUUGUUAUUGCAGCAGCAGGACAGCCAAUGAUGAUCAAGGGCAGUUGGAUCAAACCUGGAGCUGCAGUGAUAGAUGUUGGCACAAAUGCUGUUGAUGACCCAACUAAGAAGUCAGGUUACAGGCUUGUCGGAGAUGUAGAUUUUGCAGAAGUAUCUAAAGUUGCUGGUUGGAUUACUCCUGUUCCUGGUGGUGUAGGUCCCAUGACAGUCACAAUGUUGCUGAAGAAUACUUUGGAUGGUGGCAAGCGCUACAUUGAGCGGAAUAAUUGAUCUUCCUUCAGUUCGAAUAAAAAAGGUGUUUACCAUUGUAUGUGAAAAGUUCUUUGAGAAUCUGUUCUAUCCACAGUGUGGUUUCUGCUAAAGUAGAUGAAUGUACUUUAAAAAAUCGCAAGGAUGAGUUUUGAUAAUAGAUAAGCAGAAUUGGUUCAAUCGAAACUAUAUAUCUGCUCUUUCACUAUCUUCCGCUUCCUCCUAUCCCGCGUAUUAUCUUAGAAGAAGCAUUCUCGAUGUGGGUGCUGAACAUAUUUUAGACUGUAUGUACUGCCAUUUUAAUUUCCUUCUUAAGGCUGGUGCCAAGGUUUAAGGCAG